Molecule: messenger RNA, 729 nt
Organism: Oldenlandia corymbosa var. corymbosa
Lineage: Eukaryota; Viridiplantae; Streptophyta; Magnoliopsida; Gentianales; Rubiaceae
Source: the annotation of a GenBank genome assembly
AUGGGAGCCAAGGCUAUUCCCAAGAAAGAAGGCUUGAGAUUUCUUGCUGAAACAUCUCAAGCGGAAAUCAUCGUUGCCCUACAUCCGAAUCAGCCACUGGGGCAAGCAAUUCUGUCAAGACUGGCAAAGGAAGGCACAGAUUGGGAGAAGGACGAUCAGGACAAUCGCUUGGGAUUCUACGCUAAUGCCAUGCAAACGCCUGAUCUGAAUUUAUGGCACCACUUCAUCUGCUGUAACCUGAUGCCAACAACCUACACUGCCAAGGUCACCAACGAACAAGCCAUGAUACUGUAUGCAAUUGUCACAAACACGCCACUGGAUGCAGCGUCAGUAAUCAGGGAUCAACUUACCAGAUGUAUCACAGAUCCCAAGGUGAAGAGCUGGUACUUCCCAGUGAUGAUUACCAUGCUUUGCAGAAGGGCAGGGGUGACCUUUCUGAACACAGACGCAGAGAGCAGCCUGCAACAACCUUUGAGGCUGAAUAAGUUGGACCAGAGACCCCCAGGUGCAUCUUCCUCAAGACAAGUAGCAUCCACUCCCACUCCGGCUGGACAGUUGAGGCAGAGAGAUUUCAACAAGCAGACCAGGUUCAUCCUGGACUAUGUCCACCAGUGCCAGAUGAGGACUGAGCAAUUCCUACAGGAAAUGCACAAGUGCAUUGGAUGCCCUGAAAAUUGCCCAUUGCCGCAUGAUCCACCAGCCCAUCCACUCCAUGGCAUGCCUCCAUGA